GCGACCUCCGACGUUCCGGUCACCUCGCUAAGUUUCCAUCCGAAUCCAAAGCGCCACCACUCGAUAUCCCCCAUCACCCACCAGCACCACCAUCAUCAGACCAUCGUCGAUCAUCUCCUCAAAGCGUCGGAGUUCAUCGACGCCGGCGACCCCUUCAGCGCGCGUGAGAUAUUGGCGCGGCUCAAUCAAUUGUUACCCCUUUCCCCUCUCGGCCUCAAACCUUUGCUUCGAUCGGCAUUCAUCUUUAAAGAUGUUCUCAACGUUCUCCUCACGAGCAAUCAGCCCUCGGUCCCUGCGACUCCGGCCGAUGUCGUGCUCAAGCUCGGCUCCUACAAGGCUUUCUCUGAAGUGUCUCCGUUGAUCCACUUUGCAAACUUCACCUGCACGCAGACCCUGUUGGAGGAGGUCGGCGCCUUCGAUAGAAUCCACAUUGUCGACUUCGAUAUCGGCGUCGGCGGCCAUUGGUCCUCGUUCAUUCAAGAACUCGCCCACCGUCGUCCCAAUGCCGUGCCCUUCCUCAAGAUUACAGCUUUCGUCUCCGUUGCGGCGUUUCAUCCCCUCGAGCUCCAUCUCACCCGCGAAAACCUGUCCCAUUUUGCUGCAGAGCUCAACGUGCCCUUCGAGUUCUCGCUAAUUGCCGUUGAGUCCUUCAACCCGAAUGAGCUCCUUGCAGUUUCAACCCCCAACGAGGCCAUCGCCGUCAACCUCCCCUUCGGAUCCCAUUACCCUCAGCCAUUUCCGGCCCUCAUCAAACUGGUGAAGCAGCUGAACCCGAAGGUUGUGGUCUCGGUGGAUCAAGGCUGCGAUCGCGGUGACGACCUCCCCUUCGCCCACCACCUCCUCCAUGCGUUCCAAGCCUGCACGGUCCUGCUCGAUUCCAUCGACGCAGCGGGCACCAAUGCUGAUGUGGCGAACAAGAUCGAGAGGUUCAUAGUGCAGCCGAGGGCUGAAUGGGCUGCUCUGGGCCGCCACCGCGCUGCUGGCGUGACGGGUCCAUGGCGUGCGAUGUUCGGGUCGGCUGGAUUCGUGCCGUGGCAGUUUAGUAAUUUUACAGAGACGCAGGCCGAUUGUUUGUUGAAGAGGGUUCAGGUGAGGGGUUUUCACGUCGAGAAGAGGCAGGGGUCGCUGUUCCUCUACUGGCAGCGAGGGGAGCUGGGCUCGGUCUCAUCCUGGAAAUGCUGAUGAUUGCUGGGAGAACGCGGAGCGAUUUCAGGCACGCUAUCUUGUUACCUCUUAAGUAGUAGGAUUAAUUGUGCUGUGCUGUAUUACAUCACAGCGCUUUGUCUCGGUGCUCUAAUUGUUCCUCUGCUUUUUUUUUUUUGGUGUUUCCCUUCUUCUUCUUGGAAUUAAACUGUUGGCAGAAGACUAGCUAGUAGCGGUGGCGUUUAAUCGUCUGUGAUGUUUUUCAUGUUUAUGUCUUGUGGGUUAGGGUGAUUGUACAACUUGAACAGAUGCCGAUGAAUUUUAGCAGCCCAUGACUUCCAAUUUACCUCUGAUUAUGGCAUUUGAAAAGGUUUGUGCA
Messenger RNA from Asparagus officinalis (garden asparagus), 1522 nucleotides. Its product is annotated as scarecrow-like protein 6. Gene Ontology annotation, cellular component: nucleus. The transcript is spliced from 2 exons. The annotation marks the transcript as partial. The record is from RefSeq and is a predicted model, not a curated record. Gene Ontology annotation, biological process: regulation of DNA-templated transcription. Lineage: Eukaryota; Viridiplantae; Streptophyta; Magnoliopsida; Asparagales; Asparagaceae. Gene Ontology annotation, molecular function: DNA-binding transcription factor activity; sequence-specific DNA binding.